Merops nubicus (carmine bee-eater) is the source of this 1898-nucleotide messenger RNA. It is a transcript of the gene SEL1L, whose product is annotated as sel-1 suppressor of lin-12-like (C. elegans). Gene Ontology annotation, cellular component: endoplasmic reticulum membrane. NCBI's taxonomy places the organism in Eukaryota, Metazoa, Chordata, Aves, Coraciiformes, Meropidae. Gene Ontology annotation, molecular function: protein binding. The annotation marks the transcript as partial. Gene Ontology annotation, biological process: ERAD pathway. The transcript has 16 exons. The record is from RefSeq and is a predicted model, not a curated record.
AGCAUAUCAGUAUCUUCUGAAGGCAGCAGACAUGAAUCAUACGAAGGCAAUGGAGAAAGUCUCUUACGCUUUGUUGUUUGGGGAUUACCUGAAGCAGAACAUCCAGUCAUCGAAAGAACUAUUUGAAAAACUAACAGAAGAAGGUUCUCCUAAAGGACAAAUGGCACUUGGAUUUCUAUAUGCGUCUGGUCUAGGAGUCAAUUCUAGUCAAGCCAAGGCCCUGGUGUAUUACACUUUUGGAGCCUUAGGAGGAAAUCUGAUCGCCCAUAUGAUCUUGGGUUACCGGUACUGGGCGGGGAUAGGAGUCCUUCAGAGUUGUGAAUCUGCUCUCACUCACUACCGACUUGUAGCUAAUCAUGUUGCUAGUGACAUUUCUUUGACUGGUGGCACAGUGGUCCAGCGGAUUCGCUUACCAGAUGAAGUAGAAAAUCCAGGAAUGGCAAGUGGGAUGCUAGAAGAAGACCUGAUUCAGUAUUACCAGUUUUUAGCAGAGAAAGGAGAUGUACAAGCACAGGUUGGCCUUGGACAGUUGCAUUUACAUGGAGGAAGAGGAGUAGAGCAAAAUCAUCAGCGAGCGUUUGAGUACUUCAGUCAAGCAGCUAAUGCUGGCAAUUCACAUGCCAUGGCCUUUCUAGGAAAGAUGUACUCAGAAGGGAGUGAUGUUGUACCUCAGAGCAAUGAAACAGCUCUUCAGUAUUUCAAGAAAGCUGCUGAUAUGGGUAAUCCAGUUGGCCAGAGUGGAUUAGGAAUGGCUUACCUCUACGGAAGAGGUGUGCCCGUGAACUAUGAGCUGGCACUGAAGUAUUUCCAGAAGGCUGCAGAACAGGGAUGGGUUGAUGGACAACUUCAACUAGGUUCCAUGUAUUACAAUGGCAUUGGAGUCAAGAGAGACUAUAAACAAGCUCUGAAGUAUUUUAACUUGGCCUCCCAGGGUGGCCACAUUCUGGCUUUUUAUAAUCUGGCUCAGAUGCAUGCGACUGGCACUGGAGUGAUGCGUUCCUGCCACACUGCUGUUGAGUUGUUUAAGAACGUAUGCGAACGGGGCCGCUGGUCUGAAAGACUGAUGACUGCCUACAACAGCUAUAAAGAUGGUGAUUCAAAUUCUGCUGUGGUUCAGUAUCUUCUUCUGGCAGAGCAAGGCUAUGAAGUUGCACAAAGCAAUGCUGCUUUCAUACUGGAUCAGAAAGAAGCUAGCAUAGUAGGAGAAAAUGAAACCUAUCCUCGAGCUUUGCUUCACUGGAAUAGGGCAGCUUCUCAAGGAUAUACUGUUGCAAGAAUUAAACUUGGAGAUUACCAUUUUUAUGGUUUUGGUACUGAUGUUGAUUAUGAAACUGCAUUUAUUCACUAUCGACUGGCAUCAGAGCAACAGCACAGUGCCCAAGCAAUGUUUAAUCUGGGCUACAUGCAUGAGAAGGGACUGGGUAUCAAGCAGGAUAUUCAUCUUGCAAAAAGAUUCUAUGACAUGGCAGCUGAAGCAAGCCCAGAUGCUCAAGUUCCAGUCUUCCUAGCACUUUGCAAGCUUGGAGUGAUUUAUUCUUUGCAAUAUGUACGAGAAAUCAAUAUACGGGAGGUGUUCUCACAUAUUGAUAUGGACCAGCUGCUGGGGCCUGAGUGGGACCUUUACCUUAUGACCAUCAUCGCCUUGCUUCUGGGAACAAUCAUAGCGUACAGGCAGCGGCAGCAGCAGGCGGUGCCCCGCCCAGCAGGACUGCGGCCCCCCGCGCCCCCGCAGGAGCCCCCGCCAGAGCACCAGCCUCCGCAAUAGCAACCAGGGCAUCGCUGAAAGGACUGGACUUUCCUAAAGGAACAGUUUUCCUUGUGAUUUAGGACUUUGGAUCAACAGUCCCUCCCCCAAAAGAGGCACAAAGAGGUUUAAAAAAAAAGUUUGAAAGCUGCUU